Messenger RNA from Aspergillus tubingensis, 2385 nucleotides. RefSeq lists its product as uncharacterized. Bases 1 to 2385 code for a protein of 794 amino acids. The transcript is spliced from 3 exons. The record is from RefSeq and is a predicted model, not a curated record. Lineage: Eukaryota; Fungi; Ascomycota; Eurotiomycetes; Eurotiales; Aspergillaceae.
AUGGAAGAGAAGGAAGGCUAUCAGACGUUGGGCUUAGAGACGGGAGACACAAAUCAGUACGUUACCCGGACUCCGAUCAUUGGUGCGGAGGAAGAGGAGGUAGCCCCUACUACGAAGAAGAAUCUCGACGAACUAAAGAGAGGAAAGGAGGAGGAAGAAGAAGAGAAGCAGCUCCUGGAGGAACAGACGCAGCUCGAGGAGCAGCUCAAGCGGCAGGAGAAAGACGUCAGGCAGCAAGAGGAGAUGCUCAGGGAGGAGAGGGUAAUGUAUGAGAAGGAGAAGAAAAUGCUUGAGGAGGAGAAGAAAAUGUAUGAGGAGGAGAAGAAAAUGUAUGAGGAGGAGAAGAAAAUGUAUGAGGAGGAGAAGAAAAUGCUUGAGGAGGAGAGGAAACGGCAUGAGGAGGAACAAAUGCAAAUUGAGGAUACAACUUUUCUGGAGUAUAUCCAGCACUAUCAUGAAUCCCUUCUGGAUUCCCCGAAGGUCGACUCCUUUAAAGAGACAAACAGCGAUAUACCCACACCCACCACACAGUUUUGUCCAAAGCGCCUGGAGCACUGGUCAGAAUGCGACGAUCAACAGCAGCAGAUUUACCAGCGCAUUUGCGAAUUCCUUGAGCCACACGAUGAUUUUCCAAUGCAACUUUUCGAUUGCAAGCAUUAUAUCCAACACAAUGCAAAGACGAUAAAGAGGAACCCAAUCCGCUGGCAGAAAGGUCUAGAAAUCUACGUGCAUGACUCGUUGCACUAUCGGGUCGAGGAAGUCAUAGAAGAGAUCUGUGGCAUCCCUCUUGCUCGUGCCGCGUUCAAUCUUGUGGGUGAUCGUAUGAAAUACACUGAUACCUAUCAAGAGCUGCAAUCGCGUUCACCAAUCUCGAUCGAAGACAGUGAGCAAUGGACCCAGGGGCCGGAAUCAUUCUAUAUUCAUGACGUACAUGAAAAAAGAGGAGGUAUUGCUCGCUUAGUUGGAGAGCUCAGACUCCCCAACAAGUUGACCUUGGAAGUACUCCGUGCAGGCUUGCGGCCGGUGGAUUUCUACGCCGAAGUCGUCAAGGCCAAGAUAGUCGCACGGACAGAAGCCGAAAGGAUCGCCCACAAUGCAACACGCCUGGUAGGCGCGGCUCUGGUCCAGGUUUACAACAAAAUGAUAAGUUACGGGUUCGAAUAUGGAUACAUAGCCACCGGGCAAGGAUUGAUCCUGCUCCAAGUCCCACAAGACAAUCCCUCGACCCUCCUCUACCAUUUCUGCGAGCCAAAUAAAGAAGAAACCCCAGGAAAUCCCAAACAGUACUUGCGGCCUGUGACAGCCAUUGCACGAGUACUAUGUCUAUGCAUGAUGAGCUGUGCCUCGCCGCGUCGGAGUCCUGAUUGGUGUGCCAAGAUACAAGCAAAUUUACCUAUCUGGUUGACGGGUUUUGAUUAUGAACACUUUAUUCAGACUCACAACAUAAUGCCGUCAGAUGAAUUUUCAGAAACAACGAUCUCUUCAUCACGCUCCAGCGGAUGUAUGGUGCCCGCAAGACAAUCGCCUACUAAGACCUGUUCGCAGUCUAGCCAUUCAGAAAGUGAACAUGAAGCUUCUGGAAAUAAAGAACGGCAUCAACACCGGGAUUCUGCUCAAGGGCUCAAACGCCGCUCUAGUAUGACCACAAUUCCGUCAUCAUCGUCCGAGAGACAAUCAAAACGUCCUAAACUCUCAGAAAGUCCGCCCCGCCGUGAAUCCAAAGAGAGUAGACCAUUCUGCACACAUAAAUGUCUGCUUGGCUUGAAAAGACGCGGCAAACUGGAUACAAACUGUCCAAACUACAAACUUCACCAAGAGAAUGGGUCUAAUUAUCAUCGCACAAAUUCUCACGGUCUUGUCAAGCUCAUCAAAGGUGCAAUCCUUUCCCGUGCGGAACCGAUGGGAAAGUGCGGGUUAUCUGGUGCACCGUUCAAGAUAACCUGUCCCAGACAUUUACCGGAUGCUUCAACCCGUGCAGGGAUCUGGAUUCCGGUUUUCAUCGGAAAGCUUGACAUGCGCCACAUGAUAUUUCUGUGGGUAGCGGGAAAAAUCCGGCACAUGCUACUCAUGGGGUGGGGAGGGGAGGAAAGUGACGAGGUCGAGGUUGAAAGACGUAUCAUGAAGAGAAGCCUAUUUAAAUCAAACAAAGACAUCAAGGCUCUUGGCAUUAUUCAUCAGGACCUCGAAUGGAGAAAUGUUCUCUGGAGUGCAGAGCUGAAUCGGGCUGUGAUCAUUGACUUUCAUUUGUGCACAUUUGACAUGGACUUGGUGAAGAAGAAGCCGAAGUGGUUCACCGGAGAAAAUCCCAUGCUUGAAGGGAUCAAGAAGGAUCAAGAGCGCUUGCAUUGCGAAUACCAUGGCCUGGCUCUAGCUGACAAUCCCUAG